AUUUUUUCAUUUCGUUUUAGAUUAUAAUCUAUGUGUCACAUAUGUGUCGCUGUUGUUGUGAUUAAUUAUCAUUUUUUUUUCGUCGUCAUUGUUGUUUGUUAAUCAUUCCACAUCCGAUGGCUACAUUUUCUGAGAAAAAAAAAUUUUUUUGACUAAAAAAAAUUGUGGAUGAUCGUCACCAAUCCGGCUAAAUUAAUGAGCAAGGGGAUACUGAGAAAACAAAAAAAUUCUAAAACACCAAACCACAAUCACCAUGGUGACCAGAAAAAGAAACAAAGAGAGAAACAAAUCAACAAAAAAAACCAGAAUGUUGUGAAUAUAUUCAAUGAUGGUGGUAAAAAAAAAUCAAUAAAAGAAUCAAUUUCUUCUCAAGAUUAUUAUUGCUAAUCUGGCCUUUAAAAUCAUCUUGUUAAUACCAUUGUCAUUUGAAUAAAGAUAAAACAACAUGAAAAGAAUCUAUUCAAUACCAUGUACAUCGAUGACAUCGAAUAUCAAUGAUCAAUGUUUAUUUAAAUGGCAGACAAAAAAAUCUAAAUAUUUAGCCAUUUCUACUGAUAAUAUUGUCAAUAUAUACAAUAGACAUGGUGAACAUAUUGAUCAGAUCAACCUGUUUGGUUAUUGUACAGCACUUUGUUGGGAUGAAGAUGGUGAUUGGCUUGCAAUCAUUACAAAUCGUUCAUCAUUAAUAUUUCUUUGGAAUUCAAUUACACAUAAACUUGAACAAAUUGAUACUGGAAUGAAAGAAAUAUUGACAACAAUUUCAUGGUCAAAAUUGAAUCAUUCAAGUUUAUUUGUUGGUACAGCAAAAGGCAAUAUACUCAUCUAUAAUAAUCAAACAGCUCGUAAGAAUCCAAUUUAUGGUAAACAUACAAAACGUAUAAUUGGCUGCUGUUGGAAUUCAAUUGGUACUAGCAAUAUGAUUGCCGUUAUUGGUGAAGAUCGUGUUUUAACUGUAAACAAUGAAGAUGGUGAUACAUUGAGUCAUAAUCAAUUGAAAGGUGAUGGAUCGAAUGUAAAAUUUUUUCAUUCAUAUCAAGAUAUGAUUACGAAUUAUAAUAACAAAAAUUCAUCAUCAUCAUCAUCAUCAACAUCGACAACAACAACAACAACAACAACAGCUGCAAUAUCGGCAUCAUCUGUUAAUAAAAUCGAUAAUAGUGUUUGUCUUGUAUUGAAUAAACGAAUGUUAUUCAUGAUGAAUAUACAGGAUAGUGAAAAUUCAUUUAUAUUAAAUUUUAAGGAUUGGUAUGAAAAUAUUAUCGAUUAUUAUUGUUAUCCAAGUGGAAAUAUUUUCAUUGCAUUCACAUCCGGUUUAAUUAUAACCGUAUCAACGGGUAUGAAAAAUUUUGGUGUAGAAUUAUUACAGAUCAAAGCACAUAGAGAAUCAAUGACAACAUUCAGUGUUUGUUUGAAUAUUAAUCGGAUUGCAACUUGUGAUGAGAAUAAUAUAAAAAUAUUUAAUCUUUAUGAACAUAAUGAUAUUGAAAAUGUAUUCACUGUGGAUGAUGAACCAUCAAUUGUACAAAUUGAUUGGACAGCCGAUGGACAAUUAUUGGCAUUAUGUUCCAGUUCUGGUAAUAUUCAUGUUUAUUUAUCACAAUUGAAAAUUAUUGGCGACAAUUGUGGUACUAGUUUAGCAUUUUUAUCAUCAUUAUUAGAAGUAACCAUAUUCAAUGUACAUGAAGAGAUACAAGAUUCAGUGAUGAUUGUACGUAUUGAAAUUGAACCAUCACGUUUAGCUAUUGGUCCAUUUCAUUUAGCCAUAGCAAUGAAUAAUAAAAUUUGGCUUUAUGUUCUCACAGAAAUUGAAAUGCCACCCACAGAAUGUGAAUAUAUGGGCAUUAUUAAAGAAUUUAAAUUAAAUCAAUUCUAUAUGGCAAUAUUGUUCACAAAUGGUUCAUUACAAUUUCAUCCUAUUGAACAACAACGCCAUCAAUCGAAUAAUAAUAACAAUGAUGAUAAUCGGCCACAAUAUUUUACAUAUCCAGAUGGCCAAAAACAAGAAUCUAUUGGUGUGAAUAAUAAAAAAAUUUCCGUUACAUCAUUAUGUUUGACCAAUGAAUUUCUUAUAUUUUCAACCGAUAAUGGUACAAUUAUUUAUUUUAUUAUUGAAGAUUGGAACACCACUGUUGUAUAUCGUCACCGGGAAUCAAUACAAAUGAUUGAAUGUAAUCAGAAUGGUACCAGAUUAGUGUUGAUUGAUUCAAGAAAUGAUGCUUAUGUUUAUAAUGUUUAUGGUGAAACAUUAAUAUCAAUACCUACUGAUCAUGUACCAUCGAAACCGGUAAAAAUCCUAUGGGAAAGUUGGAUACAUGAUCAUUGUGUGUUUACUAUUUGUGAUCACAAAUUCAUUCAUGUUUAUUCAUCACCAUUAACUACUAUAAAUGGAUCUAUUGUUGAUUUUGUUGGCCGUAUGAAAAUUCCAAGUGGACAAUAUCCACUUUUAUUAUAUAAUGGUGUUGUUGUUUGUCAAACGAAAAGUGGUAAAACAUCGAAUUUUGUAUUAUCCACUCAUGAUUAUGCUAUCAAAAAUAAUUCCAAUACAACAACUAUACCAUCAACAUUUAAACGUGAUGUUUUUCGUAAUAUCCUCAAACUUCGCCGUUAUCAAGAUGCAAUAAAAAUCUGUAAUUUUCUUGGACCAGAUGAAUCCGAAGAUCUUUGGAUCGCUGUUGGUCGUGCUGCAAUUCAGGAUUUAGAUUUAAAUGUAGCAAUAUGUGUGUAUCAAAAAUUACAAAAAUUUACUAUCGUUUAUUGUCUAGAAAAUUAUCGUAAUCAAUCAGAAUAUUGUCUAUUAUGUGGCCUGUUGGCUGAAAUGUUGGCCGAUUAUGAUCUGGCACAGAAACAUUUUCUGAAUUCAUCGCAACCAAUACGAGCACUUGAAAUGCGUAAAAAUCUUCAACAUUGGAAUGAAGCAUUGGCUUUAGCACGACAUUUAUCACCCGAUGAUAUACCGGCCAUUUCUCGUGAACUUGCAUUCAAUCAAGAAUUACGACAAGAAUAUUCAAAAGCAUUGAAAAAUUUCGAGAAUGCUUUGAACAGCCAAUCAUCUGGUGAUGUUGAUGGUGAAGAAACGAAAAAAGAACCCAAAGAGCUCGAUCAUAAUAGUGAACAUGUACAGCUUUGUUUGGCCGGUAUCGCAAGAAAUUCAAUUCGUUGUGGUAAUCUCAAAAAAGCUUUAAUCAUUGCCCAUCGUUUGGAUGAAGCAAAAUUGAUACAGGAAUGUGCAUCAAUUUUGGAAAAUUUAAAUCAUAUUCAAGAAGCUGCCGCUCUGUAUGAACAAUGUAAACAUUAUGAUCAAGCAGCUAUAUUAUAUCUAAAGGUAAAAAAUUCAGCCAAAUUAUCCAAUCUUAUAUCGAUGAUAACGGAUCAUGAAAUUCUUGGUCAAUAUGGUCGAAUUAAAGAAAUGGAAAAACAAUUUCGUCAUGCUGCCGAAAUCUAUUCGAAAGCUAAACGAUGGGAAGAUGUGGUUCGUAUUAAUCUUGAUCAUUUGAAUAAUCCAGGUGAAGCUGUAAAAAUUGUUCGUGAACAUCAAUCGGUUGCUGGUGCAAAAUUGGUUGCCAGAUUUUUUCAACGUCUCAAUGAUAUGACAGCGGCUAUUGAAUUUUUAAUAAUGUCCAAAUGUUAUGAUGAUGCAUAUAAUCUGGCAUUGACAACAAAACAAAUCGACAUUUAUGCUGAUAUAAUGCAAUAUCAUGCUACUGAUGUUGAUAUUCAUGAUCAACAUGAUGAUGAUGAUGGUGGUGGUGAAAAUGUUGACACCAAAGACCCAUCAUUGUUGAAUGGAAAUGAUCAAAAAGUUUCGAAUAAAAAUGAAAAUAGAAUGGCAAUGGCCAAUCUUCAACAUUUUCGUACGAUUGCCAUCUAUUAUGAACAAGAGAAUAAUCUAUUCAAAGCUGGUAAAUUUUAUUGUCUGGCAAGAAUGUGGCAAAAAGGCGUUAAAUUAUUGUUGCAAUCAUCAACAGCAUCAGGUCAACGAAAUUCAAUAAAUAAUGACCAUCAAAUGAUGAAUAACAAUAAUAAUAAUAAUAAUGCAAUUGAAUUGGCAAUCGAUGCAGCUACACAUGCACAUGAUGAACAAGUAACAAGAUUGAUACUUGAUUAUUUAAUGGGUGAAACCGAUGGUAUACCAAAAGAUUUUAAAUUCUUAUUUCGUUUAUAUAUGAAAAUGAAAUAUUAUGUUGAAGCGGCUAAAACGGCCACAAUAAUUUCUCAUGAAGAACAGUUGUCCGGUAAUUAUCGUAAUGCACAUCAACUAUUGUAUAGUAUGUGUGUUGAAUUACAUGCAAAUCAUAUAGCUAUACCAUCGGAAAUGGCAUUCAAUCUAAUGUUGAUACAUAGUUAUAUGUUGGCCAAAUUGUGGAUACGGAUCGGUGGCCAUCAGAUAAGCGCAAAAUUAUUGAUACGAGUCUAUGAUAAUAUAAAUCAAUUUCCUUCACAUUCUGUACAGAUUUUAACAUUUGUCGUUAUUGAAUGUAUUAGAGCUGGUUAUGUUCGUAAUGCACUUAAAUAUGCUUAUACAUUAAUGAAACAAGAUGAUCUUGAUAGAAUUGAUACAAAAUUGAAGAAAAAAAUUGAAAAUCUUGUACGUAAAUCGGCUUCUUCCGAAAAACGAUUGUCUAGCCAUGAAGAACUACGACAAGAAUUAUGCAUCAAUUCAAAUCCAUGUCCAUAUUGUAGUGAACCAGUGGCCGAUGAUGAAUUUGUCUGUAACGGAUGUCGUACAGCUAUACCGUUUUGUAUUGCAAGUGGAAUGCAUAUCCGUUUAUCGGAUCUAACUAAAUGUUCUUAUUGUCAUUUUCCGGCCAUAAAAUCAUAUCUAUUGGAAUUGUUACAAUCAUCAAUGAUAAAAAAUGGUAAAAAUGAAGACGACGAUGAUGAUGAUGAUGGUGGUGGUGGCAAUCGUUUUUGUCCAAUGUGUGAGCAUAAAAUUAAUAACAAUCAAUUGGAACGAAUAACAAUGGAUGAGAUUUUCAAUCUAAAUGAUUUAGGCAACAGAAACAACAACAACAACGACAAUAAAUUUUGA
Molecule: messenger RNA, 5029 nt
Organism: Dermatophagoides farinae (American house dust mite)
Lineage: Eukaryota; Metazoa; Arthropoda; Arachnida; Sarcoptiformes; Pyroglyphidae
Gene: Oseg6
Product: intraflagellar transport protein Oseg6
Biological process (GO): intraciliary retrograde transport; cilium assembly
Cellular component (GO): intraciliary transport particle A; cilium
Molecular function (GO): protein binding
Source: RefSeq, a predicted model, not a curated record